Messenger RNA from Linum trigynum, 648 nucleotides. The record is from the annotation of a GenBank genome assembly. NCBI's taxonomy places the organism in Eukaryota, Viridiplantae, Streptophyta, Magnoliopsida, Malpighiales, Linaceae.
AUGGCGAGAGGGAAAGUUCAGAUGAAGAGGAUCGAGAAUCCGGUGCACCGGCAGGUGACCUUCUGCAAGCGCCGGGCGGGGCUGCUGAAGAAGGCGAAGGAGCUGUCUGUGCUUUGUGAUGCUGAGAUUGGUGUCCUCAUUUUUUCUGCCCAUGGAAAGCACUAUGAACUUGCCACCAAAGGGACAAUGCAAGGGCUCAUAGACAAGUACAUGAAUUCCAGCCCGGCUGCCGCUGCGGGUUCGGGUGUGGGCCUGGGUAUGGCUGCGGGUUCGGGUCAGUCAGCCGACCAGUCCAAGGACCCUAAUCAGGAUGCCAAAGAAGAGAUCACCAUGCUGAAGCAAGAGAUCGAGACUCUUCAGAAAGGGCUCAGGUACAUAUUUGGAGGAGGAGCUUCAGAAAUGAACUUGGAGGAGUUGCUGGUGCUGGAAAAACAUCUCGAGAUUUGGAUUUGCCAAAUUCGCUCAACAAAGAUGGAGAUCAUGUUUAAAGAGAUCCAACUGUUGAGGAACAAGGAGGGAAUCCUGAAAGCUGCAAACCAGUAUUUGUUAGAUAAGAUGGAGGAGAAUGUAGAGUUUACUAACAUUCAGGCAGUGAUGGGUAAUAUUCCAUACCCACUAACUGUACAAAACGAAAUCUUUCAAAUUUAG